Molecule: messenger RNA, 417 nt
Organism: Diabrotica virgifera virgifera (western corn rootworm)
Lineage: Eukaryota; Metazoa; Arthropoda; Insecta; Coleoptera; Chrysomelidae
Exons: 1
Coding region: 1-417 (138 amino acids)
Source: RefSeq, a predicted model, not a curated record
AUGUCUUCCUUGUGUAAGCUAACAAUUGCAGAUCUGAGGCUUGAAUUGGAAGGAACUAACCUGGAUUCUACUGGAAAAAAUGCUGAUUUAUUCGAACGUCUGAAGGACACCCUAAAAGAAGAGGGUCAUGAUCUAGAAACCUACGUGUUUGAGGACAAGCAUGCUGCUUUGAUUUCGUCAAUUUCGAAAGUUUCUGGUGAAAUCUCCCAAGUUUCAACGGAUAUUAUGUCGUUAGAGAACAAAGUUUGUGGUGAAAUCUCCCAAGUUUCUGGCGAGAUUUCGAAAGUUUCCUCGGAUGAUGUUUCGAAAGUUUCGGCGAAUAUAACAUCAUUAGAACAUAGAGUUUCUAGUGAGAUUUUGAAAGUUUCGGGCGAUAUUUCAUCCCUUGAAAGCAAGAUGACUAACGAGAUCUCUUAA